CCAUUAAUUCCACUCGUAACUCCACUGACUAAUCAGAAACCAAUACAACAUAUAUAUAUAUGAGAGAAAGAGAGAGAGAGAGAGAGAGAGAGAGAGAGAGAGAGACCAAAAAUAAUGGACCAACUAAAGCCAAGCCCAGCAAAUUCAUGCCCACUCACACCUCUAACAUUUCUGGAAAGAGCUGCAAUCGCGUACGGCGAGACCACUUCAAUCAUCUAUAACGACACCACAUACACGUGGUCUCAGACCCACCGUCGAUGCCAGCAAUUGGCCUCCUCCAUCCAAUCACUCGGAAUCGGGAGGGGCCAUGUGGUAUCUGUGGUGGCUCCCAACACCCCCGCCAUGUACGAGCUUCAUUUUGCCGUCCCAAUGACCGGUGCGAUCCUUAACACCAUCAAUACCCGUCUCGACGCCCAUAUGAUCUCUGUGUUCCUCCAACACAGCGAAUCAAAGCUCGUAUUCGUUGAUAAACAAUUUCAAUCCAACGUCAUCCAAGCCAUCAAACGGUUCCCUCUCGAAUCCCAAUCCCCUACCCUCGUCCUCAUCACCGAUAAUGAGGUCUCGAUCUCAUCCAACCCAUCAUCAUCGAUUACAGUAGGCUUUACUCAAAAUUACGAGGACCUUGUUGAGAAAGGAGAUCCGGAGUUCAAGUGGGUCCGUCCCGAAAGCGAGCAGGACCCAAUGACAUUAAACUACACAUCGGGAACAACAUCGUCUCCGAAAGGCGUGGUCCACUCCCACCGUUCGAUUUUCAUCAUCACAAUCAACUCCCUAAUCGACUGGUCCGUACCGAAACGUCCUGUAUACCUGUGGACCCUACCGAUGUUCCACUCCAACGGGUGGAGCUUCUCGUGGGGCAUGGCGGCCGUAGGUGGGACCAACAUCUGCCUCCGCAAAUUCAACGUACCACUUGUCUAUCACUCCAUUUGCGCGCACAACGUGACCCACAUGUGCGGCGCACCUGUGCUCCUCAACAUGCUGUCAAAGUCAAACUCCCCCACGCACCGGUUAAAAACCCCAGUCCACUUCCUGACUGGCGGAGCGCCACCGCCCGCCGCCGUGCUCCUCCGUGUCGAAUCCUUGGGCUUCGUGGUGAGCCACGGGUACGGGUUCACUGAAGCGGCCGGGGUGGUGGUUUCAUGCGCGUGGAAACCGAGCUGGGACAGAUUAAACGCGGAAGAAAGGGCGAGGUUGAAGAGUAGACAAGGGGUGAGGACAAUCGGAGUCACUGAACUGGACGUGGUUGAUACAGAGUCGGGAAAAAGCGUGAGCCGAGACGGAGCGACCGUGGGGGAGGUGGUUCUAAGGGGAGGGUCGGUAAUGCUGGGUUAUUUGAAAGAUCCGGCGGGGACGUCGGAGUGUGUCAAAUCUAACGGGUGGCUGUACACGGGAGACGUGGGAGUUGUUUAUCCGGACGGGUAUUUGGAAAUAAGAGACAGGUUGAAGGAUGUUAUAGUGAGCGGUGGGGAGAAUGUGUGUAGCAUGGAGGUGGAGAGGGUUUUGUAUGGGAACGAGGCGGUGGAGGAGGCGGCGGUGGUGGCACGGCCGGAUGAGUUUUGGGGUGAGACGGUUUGUGCGUUUAUCAGUUUGAAGGGUGGGGUGGGGGUGGGGGUGGAGGAGGGGGAUGUGGUGGGGUUUUGUAGGGAGAGGUUGCCGCAUUAUAUGGUGCCGAAGACGGUGGUGUUUAUGGAUGAGCUGCCGAAGACGUCCACCGGGAAAAUUCAGAAGUUUGCGCUCAGAGAGAUUGCCAAGAGUUCGGGCUCGUUACCACCAUCCAGGGGAACGUAAAUGUGCAAAUCGUACGUAGUGCAACGAGUUUGAAGAAAGGAAAAAAAAUAAAAAAU
Molecule: messenger RNA, 1844 nt
Organism: Rhododendron vialii
Lineage: Eukaryota; Viridiplantae; Streptophyta; Magnoliopsida; Ericales; Ericaceae
Product: 2-methylpropanoate--CoA ligase CCL4-like
Exons: 1
Coding region: 115-1788 (557 amino acids)
Source: RefSeq, a predicted model, not a curated record